Messenger RNA from Pteronotus mesoamericanus, 507 nucleotides. Its product is annotated as mammaglobin-A-like. Gene Ontology annotation, biological process: androgen receptor signaling pathway. The record is from RefSeq and is a predicted model, not a curated record. The transcript has 3 exons. NCBI's taxonomy places the organism in Eukaryota, Metazoa, Chordata, Mammalia, Chiroptera, Mormoopidae. Bases 71 to 352 code for a protein of 93 amino acids.
CUCACCUCCAACGGGAGCUCCUUCUUGCCUGCCACGCCGCGGUGAUCAUCCCACAGCAGCUGCCUGAACCAUGAAGCUGGUGACGGUCCUCAUGCUGGCCGCCCUGCCCCUGUGCUGCUAUGCGGGGGUUGGCUGCAAUGUUUUGAAGAAAGUGAUCGAUAUCACCUAUGACCCUUCUGUGUCCGUGAGUGACUACAUCGAUGAUGUUCAAGAGUUCAUAGAAGGCGAAGAGAGUCAAAAGGCCUUCAAGAUGCUGAAGGAAUGCUUUCUGAAUCAGAGUGUAGAAACUCAGGAGAAGGCCAAUGAGUUCCAGCAUGCAGUAUAUGAUAGCUUCUGGUGUGCUCGGUAUUAACUUUCCCCAUGGAUACAGAGCAUGGUCUGACACUGACUCUUCGUGGAUGGAAGACACAGCGUAACCUUAUUUCUUCCUCUCUUGACCUACACACUACAAGACAAUUGUUGAAACUUCACAUACCUUUGCAUUUCAAUAAAGCAUCAGCAAACCUA